AUGCAGGCCGAGGACCUGGCGGACGUGCUGCGGGGCCUCGAAGAGGAGUUCGAGGCGGGUGAGAGGCUGGCCGACGAGCGGGCGUGGUGCGCGCCGGUGCCGCGGGAAAGGGAGGUCAGGACAGUGCGGAGGUUCUACCGGGCGUUCCACGACGCCGGCACGCUACCGACCGCGACGUGCACGCUAUGCUACCGGAAGCAGGCCAGGGUGGAGCUCAGGGAGAUGGCGUGGGAGGGCUGGUCGCGGCACGGCGCGGCGCAGGGAGGCGGGCGGUCGCCGUUCGGGUGCCGAAGCUGCUUCCCCGAGGGCGCGCCGGUGCCGGUGUGCGCCGAGUGCGCGCGGCGGGUCGGGCGCGACGGCGCAUCGGCGGCGAUGCACCUCCACCGGCGGCUCGGCUGCGAGCACGUCUACCCGGACGAGCUCAAGGGCCUGACGCCGGUCGAGGAGAAGCUGAUCGCGCUCAACUCAUGCUACGGCUUCGUGACGAAGUACAGCAUCCCCGGCGGCCAGAGGCAGGGCGUGAGGUACCCGAGGCACGUCAAGGGCCACAUCACGGUGUUCCCAAACGACGUCCAGGGGCUCGCGACCAAGGUGCUCCCGCACCCGCUGCUCCGGGUCAUGGACGAGAUCCACGUCUCGUGGCAGGGCGCCGAGAGGCCCGGGCCGCGGGACUUGUCCGGCCUGCUGUCUGUACGGCGGCGGCCGGUGGAAAGGGCGUUGGCGUGGCUUAAGGAGAAUAACCCGCACUAUAGCGAGGUCGAGGUCGACACGGCCGAGAUGGACAGCUGGGGGGAGCCGGCGCACGGGGUGCCGGCGGCGGUGUGGGAGCGGCUCGAGCACAACGAGCCGUCGGCGCGCGAGAGGACGCAGACGGCGCAGCUGGUGCCGCCGACGGAGCGGGCCAUGGACGACGAGGGCGUCGUCGAGAUCGAGGAGGUGCUUGCGAUGCUAAGGCAGGGCCGGGACCCCGCCGAGGGCCGGCCCGACCCCGGGCCUACGUACGAGGGGGCGGGUAACGGCGAGGAUCUAGAGGGCGCUAGGCCCGAAGAGGAGGGGGACAUAAUUAACGAGGUAACGUCGUCCGGCAUGUUCCCCCUCGACGGGGCGCCCGAGGUGGCGGACGCCGAUAAGAUCCGCUUCGCCCGCGAGGCUAUCGGGACCAUAGGCCCGAGGACAUGGGUCAACAUGGCGGCGGGAGGGGCGGCGGGAGGGGCGGCGAGGAGCAGCGGCCGUGGCGGCGACAGCGAGCCCUACAUACAGGUGCGGCGCGGAGACGAAUUUGCCGACUCGGCAGACGCGUCCUUCUUCGUCAGGGCCUUCCCGACCCUGUUGCCCUUUGGGCUAGGCGGGCCGAGGCUCGCCGACGAGGCCGCCGCGGGCGAGGGCGCGGCCGCGGCCGCCGGCCGGCGGGGCGGCGAGGCGGAGCGGGUCGCCGAGGGCCUCACGUCGACGCGGAACAUGAACCUACAAGCCUGGGCCGACGUCGUACUACGGCGCCACGGCGGGCGGUUCGCGACGCACCCCAUAUUCGCCUUCCUCGUCUUCAACAUGGGCGUACGGUCCAGGAAUCGCCAGGCUAGUAUGCUGGGCGUGACGAGGAAGAACUUUGCAAGGGUCGAGGGCCUGCUAAAGUCGUUAACGACGCAGAGACUCGAGGCGGCGAAGGUCGAGCUCGAGGCUACGGGCAAGACUAGCGACGACGGGGUGACGGAGCUCCUCCGGUCCCUCUCGGUGUUCGGGCACAGGCAGCCCAUGUCCAGGGAGAGCCGCCUAGGCAUGCGGAAGAAGAUACUCUCCCUUAUUAUUAGGUACGGGGUGCCGGUCAUCUGGUUCACGCUGAACCCGAACGACAUCACGAACCUAGUAAAGCUACGGCUGGCGGCGUACCGCGCCCGUGACCCCGACGCGGCCGAGGCCUUCCUAAGGGACCUCGGGAACGCGUAUAAGCGGACGCGGCUCGCCAUAUCGGACCCGAUGAGCUCGGCCGUCUUUUUCCACCGGGAGAUGACGCUCUUCUUCGAGCACUACGUCCGGACCGGGGAGGAGUCGGUGUUCGGGCACGUCGGGGCCUACUACGGGGCCGUGGAGACGAACGAGCGAGGUGCCCUCCACCUCCACGGGCUCCUCUGGCUAAGGGGCAACAGGGGCCUCGGCGAGGCGCUCGCGGGCGCCGACACGGAGGAGCAGGCGGCGUGCCGGAAGCGAAUCGCCCGCUACGUAGACAGCGUAUUCUCCGAGGAGCUAGACGCAGAAGGCUACUGCGCCGUGCAGGCGGAGAGGUCGGCGACGGCGGACAUAUCGUCGCGGCUCGACGACGUCGCGCGCUUCACAGACGCCUUCAACGAGGAGGCCAACUUCUGCGCGGGCGCGACGCAGGUCCACACGCACAGCGCGACCUGCGUAAAGUACUCGCUCGGCGGCGGGGCGCGCGAGGGGAACCUCUGCCGGUUCAAGGCGCCGUGGAGGCUGGUGGAGAGGACGGCGCUGACGACGGACGGGGUGCUCGAGGUCCGGCGCACGCAUAACAUGGUCAACCGGUGGAACAGGGCGAUGGCGGUCGGGCUGCGGCACAACCACGAUAUCUCGUUCAUCGCGACGCAGCGUAAGACUAUGGCCCUGAUCUACUACAUCACCAACUACGCGACCAAGGUCGAGGACCCGGCGUGGAAGCGGGUGGCCGCGGCGGCCGAGUUCCUCCCGACGCUAGAGGGGGAGCUAAUAGAAGAGAACAGCGGCAGGAGGAAUAAGACGAGGACGUUCCUACUCAAGGUAGCGAACCGGGUCUUCACAGAGCGGCCACUCUCGCAGGUUGAGGUAAUAGCCCACCUCCUAGGGUAUCCGGCGGAGUUCAGCAGCGGCUCGGCGUGGGCGUACGUCAAUGCGAACCAGCUCUACUGGGCCGUCUUCCGCCGGUGGAGGCAUCUCCAACGGGCAAGCGGCGCGGAGGCGACAGGCGACGCGCCGGACGAGACGGUCGUCGUGGAGGAGGCCGGGCCGAGAAUUCCCCUCGUCGAGGCCUACCGUCACAGGGGGGAGCUCCUACAACGGCUUUGCCUCUACGACUAUACGUCACUUAUAAGGCUGAGGCGGGCCGGCGGCAGCGCCGACAGCAGGGCGGGCUGGGGCGAGAUACCCUCGCAGAGGCUGCGCGGCAGGAAGGGCUGGGUGCAGGUGCUUAGGCGACCGGGCAAGGCGGCGACGGUGCGGCUAGACGGGUACCUAAGCAAGGAGUUCAGUAAGGAAGACGAGGAGUCAUGCCACCGAAGGGCGGCGGUGCAGCACCUUGCCCUAUUUAUACCAUGGGAGCGCGAUCGUCGCUCUCCCGAGGUCGCGCGGCUCGUAGACAACGUACAGCUCCUCCGGCGGUCAGCGGAGGACGCGAAGCGCGACGCCAAGCAGUGGGCCGCGACAGCCGAGGAAGACAGGUCGACAGCGCCACAGGCCGAAGACGAAGGUAGGGCCACGGGGAGCGGCGGCGAGGGGGCGUACCGCGGCGGCGGGGCGGGCGACACGGCCCGGCUCAUCGACGUGCAGCUCUGCCGGUUCCAGCAGCCCGGGCUCGAGUCAGCCGCCGAGCUCGCGGCGACGGUGGUAGCGGAGGAUGGGCCCGUGAGGCGAGUCAACCUACCGGGCUCGGCGCUCUCGGGGGCGGCGCUGCCGCGGCAGGAGGAGGUGCGGGCUAUUAAGUCGCAGCAGAGGAGCGCCGCGCGGGAGCGGGAGCGGGCCAUACAGGGCAUCCAGGGCUCACAAGGCGGCGGGGCGGCGGCAGGCGUCGGGGCGGACCGCGGCGCGGCCCUCCGCGGGGUCAUGGGGGGAUUCGGCGAGGACGACAUGGACGUGACGGCGGCCGACGGCGACCCAGACGUAGGCACGGCGGCGGGGAUGCGCGUGCGGCUCGGCCCGUCGAGCUCGUUCCUCGCCGCCGGCCGGGAGCUGGCCAAGGAACUGACGCUGAACGAGAAGCAGUCAAUUGCCCUCCUCAUCUCGCGCGUCAUAGAGGCGCUCGUCGAGCUGCUCGCCCGGAGGGAGCUCUCGAGCCGGAUGCUCGUGACGGCGACGUCGGGCACGGCUGCGGCGCGGAUCAACGGCAUCACCCUCCACUCGGCCUGCGGCCUCACGGUCGGCCAGGCGGGAGGGGCGACAAGGGAGCUGGACGGGGUGCGGCUGCCGGGCGCGGGCGAGCGCUUCGUCGACGGCCGGUCGCGCAUGGACUGGCGGGAGAAGGAGGUACUCGUAAUCGACGAGGUCAGCAUGCUCGGGGCGCGGACGCUGCACGCGGCCAACGAGCAGCUCCGCCGGCUGCGGGGGUCGGCGCGAGACUUCGGCGGGAUCCCGGUAGUGAUCCUCUGCGGCGACUUCCACCAGUUCCGGCCGGUGCAGGAGCGGUCGAUCCUGCUGCCGAGCGCGGCGGUGUCGUGGGACGAGGACAGGGCGUUCGCGGCCGAGCAGCGGCGGCAGCACGACGAGGCGCACGCGCUGUGGCGGCGCUUCACAACGGUCGUCAUGCUCGACGAGCAGAUGCGGGCCGCCGGCGACCCAGAGCUGCGGCGGCUGCUCGGGCGGAUCCGCCGCGGCGAGCAGGACCGGCGGAUCGCGUGGGAGACGGGCGUGACGGUGGUCACGCCUCUCAACCGCAACCGCUGGAACCUCAACCUCGAGGCGGCGCUCGCGUUCCGGGCGCUGCGGCGGACGGCGGCGCGCGUCUUCCUCUCCGAGCACAAGUGGAAGGACGGCGAGCCGACUGAGGAGGAGGCGGUGCUGAUGCUCGGCCAGGGCGACGACAGCGCGACGCCGGUGCCGGCCGUCUUCGUCUUCGUGCCCGGCAUGCCGGUCGUCGUGAACCAGAACACGCACCAGGGGCUGAAGGUGGUGAACGGGGCCGGCUACACGGCGGUGGCCGUGAUCCCCGACCGGGCCUUCCCCGGCCACCGGGUGUCGGCGGAGCUGACGCUGCACUUCGGGCCGCCGGCGGGCAUCGUGCUGGCGUCGGAGACGACCCGGGACCUCCACUUCCGCAACGACGUGAGCCGGCGGGGCCUGCCGUGCGCGGCGGCCUUCGCCUGCACCGACUACAAGGUGCAGGGCGGGACGCUGGAGCGUGUGGCGCUGGAGCUGAGGGGGGCGAGGACGACGACGGUCGAGGGGCGGGCGGUGCCGUCGCCGUGCGACCCGUACAGCCUAUACGUGCAGCUGUCUCGGUGCCCGACGCUCGACGGCAUCAUGCUCGUGUCGGAGGUGCGGGAGCGGGACCUGGUGGGGAACCGGGUGCCCGAGGAGAUGACGGCGGCCCAGGCCCGACUGGAGGAGCUGAGCGGGUGGACGGCGCGGGAGGCGGCCGGCUGGCUCCGCGGGUAA
Molecule: messenger RNA, 5355 nt
Organism: Hirsutella rhossiliensis
Lineage: Eukaryota; Fungi; Ascomycota; Sordariomycetes; Hypocreales; Ophiocordycipitaceae
Product: PIF1-like helicase domain-containing protein
Exons: 9
Coding region: 1-5355 (1784 amino acids)
Biological process (GO): DNA repair; telomere maintenance
Molecular function (GO): DNA helicase activity
Source: RefSeq, a predicted model, not a curated record